This is a messenger RNA of Anolis sagrei ordinatus, 838 nucleotides long. Its product is annotated as carboxypeptidase inhibitor SmCI-like. The record is from RefSeq and is a predicted model, not a curated record. NCBI's taxonomy places the organism in Eukaryota, Metazoa, Chordata, Lepidosauria, Squamata, Anolidae. Gene Ontology annotation, molecular function: serine-type endopeptidase inhibitor activity.
UGUAUGAGCCACGGCUUUGUUUCUUUCUUUCUCCUCCUCUAUCUCCCAGAAACUAUGCCUAGAUGGUGUAAACGCCCCCCAAGAUAUGGAAGGUGCAAAGAAUCAUUUCAAAACUUCUACUAUGAUCACAAGAAAAGCAUGUGCCGGACCUUCACUUACAGCGGAUGCGGCGGAAACAAAAAUAACUUUGCUACUCUCCUUGACUGCCUUUAUGAAUGUGAAAAGUUUGGACUCCACGCACCCUGGAAAGAUCUGGCAGGCGAUAUUAAGUGGCAUCGAGAUACAUCUCCAUUAUGCAAACUCAGACGGAAGAUAGGAUGGUGCAGAAAUAAAUUACCUCGCUAUUAUUAUGAUUUCAAAAACAAACGAUGUAGACCCUUCAUGUAUAGUGGUUGCGCGGGCAACGACAACAAUUUUGUGACCCACAGGCAGUGUGCUCAGCAAUGUGAACCAUUUGGAAAUCCUGACUUUUCGAAAUACCCUGAAUGGAAUCCAGAAACCAGGCCUGACACAUGCCACCUGCCAGUAGAUGUGGGACUUUGCACCGCAAGCUUUCCUCGUUUUUAUUAUGAUGCCAAAACAAAGAGUUGCAAGCCAUUCAAUUUUGGUGGCUGUAAUGGCAAUGGCAAUAACUUUGGCACUAUAGAAGACUGUAUGCGGAAAUGUGGAAAUCGAGGUUAACUCGAGAUCUACAGUAUAAUCCUAGACCUAUAAUGUUUUCAGGCUCACCGACAUGCAAAUGGAUUGCACAGAAUAAAGGAAUUAGGAGUAACCAUGAAGACUUUUCAUCCUGAUGUACCAGGCCUUGAUCGCGGACUAAUAAACUCACUUUCUCACC